UCUACGAUUCAUUUCAGUUAUGCUCGCAACUCCAAACAUUUAGGAGGUUUCUUCGUCGCAGUAAAGUUCGACUUGUUUUGAACUUUCAUCACUUUCCCCUACACACUAUAAUAUAUCGAAAAAUCAUGACACAAACAAAAAUAUCUUGUGGAAUGUGAAGAGUUACGCUCUGUUCUAUUUUUUUUAAAAUUUUUUUUCGUUAAUUUUCGUCAACGAGAAGUCAAUUAAAAAUGUCUCUAGCAAGUAAAAUUAAAGUUACAUCUAUUUUCAAUAAUUUGACAAUGGUAUCGAUUCGAGCCUUCUCGGCAAAGCCAAUGCUCAGUACAAAAGACGAAACUAAAGAAGUGAUAAUAAAAUACCUCGAUGGAAAGGACAAUGGAAUUGCAGUCAUAGGAUUAAAUCGUCCAGAAGCUCGGAAUGCAUUUGGAAAAACCCUCGUGUCACAAUUGAGCGAAGCGAUUUCAACAAUUCGUCAAGACAAUAAAGUUCGAGUCCUGAUUGUACGGAGCUUGGUACCAAAAAUCUUCUGUGCUGGCGCAGAUUUAAAGGAGAGAUUGAAAAUGGACAAUUCCGAAGUAAAUCCGUUCGUUUCUUCAUUGAGGAGUCUCAUGAACAAUGUGGAAUCAUUACCGGCGCCUGUUAUAUCGGCAAUAGAUGGCUCUGCACUCGGAGGAGGCUUAGAACUUGCCCUCGCCACUGACAUAAGAACGGCGGCGUCUGAAGCAAAAAUGGGUCUAGUCGAAACCAAAUUGGCCAUUAUUCCUGGCGCAGGUGGAACCCAGAGACUGCCCAGAGUUGUGGGACCUGCGAAAGCCAAAGAACUUAUUUUUGCAGCAAAAGUCCUCGAUGGCGAAGAAGCUCACAAAAUUGGACUGGUGAAUCAAGUCGUUCCACAAAAUAAGGAUGGUGAUGCUGCCUAUCAAGCUGCUCUGUCCAUAGCCAGAGAAAUUCUACCAAAUGGGCCUAUUGGAGUGAAAUUAUCAAAAGUUGCCAUCAGCAAAGGAAUUGAAGUUCCAAUUGAAGAUGGAUUUGAAAUUGAAAAGCAAUGUGUUUCUCAGCUUUUGGAAACGCAGGAUCGACUCGAAGGUCUCGCGGCAUUUACUGCUAAACGAGUUCCCAUUUACAGGGGUUUGUAAAAGUGGACCAAAAGGAAAAAUUCGUUAAUUAUUUGGAACCGACUUUUGUCCACGCAAAGAGUAAUUUUUCAAGAACCAAAGUUCCAAGAUUUAUAAUAUCGCACAAACGUACUUUUUAUUAACGAGGGAGUUGGUAAUUAUUGUAAUAUUUGUAAAAAUUGUUUUCUACGCUGUACUUUUUAUCGCAGAAUAUCAUUGUUGUUGAUUCGUAAAAUUUUUAAUUCUUUAUAAAUUGUUAAUAAUAUUUUUAAACUGUAAAUUUUAUGACCUGUCUUUAUAAGAAUAAAUCUUUAUAUUAUUUUUUAUUAAA
Leptopilina heterotoma is the source of this 1446-nucleotide messenger RNA. RefSeq names its product methylglutaconyl-CoA hydratase, mitochondrial. The transcript is spliced from 3 exons. The record is from RefSeq and is a predicted model, not a curated record. Gene Ontology annotation, molecular function: enoyl-CoA hydratase activity. The coding region runs from base 231 to 1136 and encodes 301 amino acids. Gene Ontology annotation, biological process: fatty acid beta-oxidation. Lineage: Eukaryota; Metazoa; Arthropoda; Insecta; Hymenoptera; Figitidae. Gene Ontology annotation, cellular component: mitochondrion.